Molecule: messenger RNA, 2432 nt
Organism: Exophiala xenobiotica
Lineage: Eukaryota; Fungi; Ascomycota; Eurotiomycetes; Chaetothyriales; Herpotrichiellaceae
Product: aspartate-tRNA ligase
Exons: 3
Coding region: 26-2395 (789 amino acids)
Biological process (GO): aspartyl-tRNA aminoacylation
Cellular component (GO): cytoplasm; mitochondrion
Molecular function (GO): aspartate-tRNA ligase activity; ATP binding
Source: RefSeq, a predicted model, not a curated record
GUUCCGGUCUUCUUGCUUUGUAGGUAUGUUGCUGAGCAGGUCAAUUCGAGCCUGCCAGUUACGCGAUAGCUACAUUGAAAUCUCGAAAUAUGUCCGCUUCCAGCUUCGGCAGCGACAGCUGGGCUCCGCAAACGCUAUCAAAGCCUCUACUCUUUCUGUACGACGUUCAAGCACAACUUCCACGCAGGACUACGAGCGUCAGUUCGAUAAGAGCUCCGGUCAUUUGACGCAAGAUGUCGGAGCCAACGCGUCAAGUGGAAAGUCUGGAGUAGCAGGGAAAGAUUAUGCCUGUUUGAGGCGAUUCCAGGGCAGCUGUCUUUCCAAACAUGAUAUGACUACCUGGGACAGCCUGGCCAGGACAGAGAUACGUUCACAUUCCUCAAACACCACCAACGAACCGAAUCUUGUCAGAAUAUGCGGUUACAUUACCUCACAGAGAUCGGCCGGAAAGUUCGAGUUCUUCCAACUGGUAGAUCCGCAUCUGGAGCUGGCAGUUCAGGUGAUCUGCUCUAAACAGAAGCUAGAACAGAAUGCACAAUUCGGAGCAGAUCACGGGUGUGAAGGCACGCUGCAAGAGCAUUUCAAUCUUGCGAAAGAUAUUAGAGGUCACACUCCAGUCCAAGUGAUCGGGUCUGUGGUACACCGGGCAGCGCCUCCCAAGAAGGGCGGCCAAAGAAGCGAUAGUCAACAACUAGACGGCCAGAACGGAAACACCUUGCAAAAGCUCGACCCUUUUGUUGGGCAGAUCAAGAUCUUCUCACACAUCGAGAUACAGGCCGAUUCCAUUAUACCCCUAAACACAUUCCCUACAGAUCUUGUUGCCAAAUGUGAUACCGUGUUCCCACCCGAACUACGCCAUCUCCAGUUCAGGACAGACAAUGAACUUCGCAGUCGCAUACGUCUGCGUAGCAAGAUUGCUGCCAAAGUUCGAGAAGGCAUGUUGAACAAGGAUUUUGAUGAGAUUGAGACUCCACUGUUAUUUAAAUCAACGCCAGAAGGAGCUCGAGAAUUUAUUGUUCCGACAAGAAAGAAGGGCAUGGCCUACGCGCUUCCACAAAGCCCGCAGCAAUAUAAGCAAGUGCUCAUGGCUUCGGGCAUUGCAAGGUACUUCCAAUUUGCCAAAUGCUUUCGCGAUGAGGAUCUGCGAGCCGACAGACAGCCGGAGUUUACGCAGCUAGAUUUGGAGAUGUCGUUCGUCGGCGCUGAGCAGGUGAUGUCGGUUGUGGAAGAUAUUGUUCGCAACUUCGUCUGGCCGAACGUACCCAACAUUUCGCCCUUAAACCCCGCCUUCAUCGCAGAUGAGUCCUCUACGGAUCAGUCAGAUAUGUCGGCACCGGCUGUUUCACAGUUCCCGCGGCUUUCCUACAACAGGGUCAUGGCUAGCUACGGGUCGGACAAGCCCGAUACUCGCCUCGGCUCUGAAAUUCACCGCAUUGAAAGGUGGCUUCCGUCAAAUGUGAAGGGCAUGUUGACAUCCUUGGACGGCCCGAUUGUUGAGAUGAUAAAGAUUGAUAUGCAUGGGACUGAUCCUUCCACGAGCAGUCAAUUUAUUAGAUCUUUCCUUGACGCACCAACCUCAACUAUUUACACAGAAAACCCGGCCGGCAUGCCAGGUGUUUCCGUUUAUGAGGCUGGAAAGCCCUUGAGAGGCCUUGCUAGUUUCGGUCAUGAGGCAGCCUACAAAGUUGAGGAAGACUUCGAGCCUGAGCCAGGAGAUAUUUUCAUUGUUCAGACCCGUGCCAAUGCGCCUUUCACAGGCGGGUCGACCAUAUUGGGCAACCUUCGUCGAGAUGUCUUGCACAGCGCGAUUUCACAGGGUCUCAUUCCCGCGCCUUCUGGGUUUGCCGCACUUUGGGUAACCGACUUUCCCCUAUUCUCCCCAGUAGAGGAAUCUGAGCCAGGUCAAGGCGGAAUGGCGGGAAUCUGCUCGACUCAUCACCCAUUUACAGCUCCGAAGCAAGGGCAGGAUCUGUCGCUGUUGAUGACAGACCCCCUCAAGGUCGUUGGCGACCACUACGACCUGGUAAUAAAUGGAGUGGAAGUUGGGGGAGGAUCUCGACGUAUUCAUAUCGCCGAGAUGCAGGAGCUAGUUCUGAGGGGUGUUCUGAAAUUGGCGCCUGAGCGACUCGAGGAUUUCAGACAUCUGCUCAAUGCUCUCAAAUGUGGAUGUCCGCCACAUGCAGGGUUCGCCCUUGGUUUCGACCGUUUGAUGGCGAUGUUGACUGACAGGGCAAGCGUUCGAGACGUCAUUGCAUUUCCAAAAUACGCAGACGGUGAAGACAAAUUUGUCAAGUCACCGUCACUCAUGUCAGCGGACCAAUUGGCGACAUAUCACCUUGCUAUAACAGACGAGGAAGUGGCCAAACCUCCUCCGCCUGUCUCGAGAAGAGCAUAGGUCUGCGAGUUUUGUAAGGCCAUUGACCAGUGUAAAC